This is a messenger RNA of Saccostrea cuccullata (small rock oyster), 4716 nucleotides long. RefSeq names its product serine/threonine-protein phosphatase 6 regulatory ankyrin repeat subunit C-like. The transcript has a single exon. The coding region runs from base 1 to 4716 and encodes 1571 amino acids. The record is from RefSeq and is a predicted model, not a curated record. NCBI's taxonomy places the organism in Eukaryota, Metazoa, Mollusca, Bivalvia, Ostreida, Ostreidae. Gene Ontology annotation, molecular function: protein binding.
AUGACGGAAAACAAGAAUCAAUAUGCAGUUUUAGUUAUCCUAGCUCUUAGUAAUUGUGCAUUUACAGAAGACAGUUUUGAAGACAGCAGAUUUAUCGAAAUUAUGAGAAAUGUUUGUCAGGCCUGUGAGGUGUCUCAUUAUCCGAAUGUUUGGUCUUUUAUGACAUCUCUUUCGGCUUUUUGUGAAAUGUUUGUAAUGGAAUCAGAUGGUGAAUAUCAGUUCAUUGAUCUGUCAAUCAAAGAUAUCUUGCUCUGUCAUUAUGCAAGAAAAUUCAUUACACACAUAAUUAAGUAUGCACCUUGUAAAUUUCUGUCCACAAAUAUCAAGUUCGAUGAUGCGUUCUUGGAUGAAACAAUGACUGGGGUGUUAAUGAAAAAAUCCAAAUUCCAUACACUUGCAGAACGUCUUCUGCAGGAUAUAAAUAACAACAGUAUGUCUGAUGUUUUUAGAAGUACUGCCCUACAAAGCAAAAUCUUUGUUGACGCCUUCAUAAAUCACUUACAAAGUAAAACAUAUGAUGAAAUUAAGUUGUUAUUUCUGAGAUGUCCUGAUGUAAGAGCGAUGACAUCAACCUGGCUCCAUUCAGAGUUUAAGGUAAUAAGCUGGGCCAUCUUUUAUGGUCAUAGAAGAAUUCUAGAAUUUGUUCUAAAUUCUGCUAUAGAAAAUGGAGAUUCUCAUGAAAACGUGAUCGGCAAAAAUAAAAAUGAAAACAUUCGAAUGGUGAAACUCGCUUGUUUUAGUGGCAAUGUUGACAUGUACUGUUCGAUUAUACGAUUUUUUCCAUAUGUGGAGGUUUUUGCAGAUAGUACUACUGCAUCAAGUAGAUGUACGUUUGACAUAGAUGUGAAAAAAGAAAUAUAUAGAAAAAACCUUGACAGCUUCAUAUUGUCACCUAACACAAAUGACGACAGUUUUUAUGCAUCUGGCUUUACGGUCAUGACGGCAGCCUGUUUAUGUGGGAAUCUUCCCUUAGUGAAAGAGAUCUUACAUGAUGUGCAAAAAAGAGAUGUUUGCGAGUCGAAUGAACACGAGUCUAUUCCAUCUCUAAAUUUUGUUUAUGGGGACAACAGGACACCACUGGAAGCAGCAAUUUUGUCCAGCGAUUGUACUUUUGUGAAAGAAUUGAUCGAGAUUGGUGCUGAGGUAGAUUACAGAAUUCCAUUAUAUUCUGUUAUGAAAUCGGAUAAUUUGGAAAUGGAAAAAACGUUGCUGGAAAAUGGAGCUGAUAUCAAAAAAGUUUUGGAGCAGGCGUCCCUCGAUGGAAACAAAAUUGUUGUUUUGAAAAUAUUGAAUGGUUCGUGUAAAGACAUUUUGAAGAAAAGGGGACAGUUUCAGAGCUGUCUUGAUUGGGCUUUGUACAAAGCUUGUGAGGGGGCAAAUUUUCACAUAAUAAAGUUGCUCCUUGAGCAGGGUGCUAACUUAAACUCGACUUUACCAAACAAAUGGACUCCACUCCACAUUGCAAUUGGAAAAGGCAAUGAUAAGAUAGCGAGAUACCUCAUCGAGAAGGGCUCUAACUGUAAUAGCAAAGAAGAUCUUUUAGGAAGAACUCCUUUACACGUUGCCUCUCAAAAACAUCUCCUACAAGUUGUAAAAUUAUUAUUAAAGAGAGGCUCUAACUGCAAUGAGUGUGACGUUGAACGAUGUACUCCACUUCAUCUUGCAAUUGACCCUCAUGACAAUUCCAUUGAUAAAACUGCAGAUGUAACAGACGAUUUGCUUUUUCUCAUACAAACGCUUAUUGACAAUAAAGCUGAUAUUACUAUAUGUGAUAAAGAUAAAAUCUCUCCGCUGCUGAGUGCAUGCAAGAAUCAAAUGUGGUCUGUGGCAAAAGCAUUAAUUAUAAAUGGCGCUGAUUUUAAUGCGUGUGAUGAAAACGGAGAUAUUCCACUCUGUUAUGCUUCAAAACACAGCGCAUUAGAAGUUGUCGAAGUGCUUAUUGAAAGAGGGGCAAUCGUGAAUCUCUGUAAUAAGUCUCGCAAAUCGCCACUCCAUAUCGCAUCGGGUAAUGGGUGUGUGUUAAUUGUUGAGAAACUUAUCAGAAAUGGAGCCAAGGUCAAUUUAUGUGACAGUUGUGGUAAAACACCAAUCCAUGCAGCAACAGAAAAUGGAUUUUUAGAAGUGGUAAAGAAAUUAAUCGAAAAUGGCUCUACUUGUAAAACCACUGAUAAGUUUGGUGAAACACCAUUGAUUUGUGCCUUGAAAUAUGGACACGAGGAUAUAGCGUUGAAACUUAUCCUAAAUGGUGCAGAUAUUUACUCUUCAAGGGAAAAUUACAACUCUUCACUUAUCUAUGCGAUUAAAAGAGGACAAUGGAAAGUUCUUGAAAAACUCAGCACACUCGUUGUAGCUAGUGACAUAUACCAGGAUUGUGUAAAAUCCUCAUUAUGUAAAGUAUUGGUCAAAGAUCAUGAAAAUAUUAAAGACCCCGCCCAGACACCAACAGCAGUUUUGAAUAUUAUCGAAAAAUUUAUUGAAAAAGGCGCACAUGUCAACUAUUGUGAUGCUGUUGGCAAUUACCCGCUUCAUUACGCAGUCGAACUUGGAUUUCAGAGUGUUGCUGAGAAAUUGAUAAGCCAUGGUGCCAGAUGCAAUCAAUUUAAUUUGAAAGGAAAAUCGCCUUUACUAAUUGCUAUAAAAGAGAGGAACGAAAACCUAAGUUUAAGAUUAAUCGAACUUGGAUCUACAGUCAAUUUAUUUGAUAAAAAUGAAGAGUCACCGCUGAUUUGUGCAUCUAAGAAUGAUCUUCUGAAUGUUGUUAGAAUGCUUAUUAAAUAUGGGGCGAAUGUUAAUCAGGUUGAUGAAUUUGGAGAAUCGCCAUUGAGUUAUGCAUCAAAGAACAGUUUCUUGACUGUUGCAGAAAUCUUAAUUAGGAAUGGUGCAGAGAUUGGGAAACUAAAUAAGGAAGGGGAGUCACCACUUUUUCAGGCUUGUGAAAAUGGGCAUACGGCAAUAGUAAAAGCAUUAUUGUAUAACGGUGCCAAAUUUAACUUUGCUUCAAAUAAAAGAAAUCAUUUGCUUUUACAUCGUUCUUUAAGGGAAGGAAAUUUAUUUUUAGCUGAAAAACUUAUUGAUUCUGGUGCCGAUUGCACACUUUGCGAUGAGGAAGGAAAGACGCCGAUACUUAUUGCAACGGAAAAGGGUUAUCUCUAUAUUGUUCUAAAAUUGAUUGAGGAUGAGGUAAAUUUUAUCAAAUUUAAUGAUUGUGUCUACCAACUUCUGUAUGCAGCAUGUGUAAAUGGACAUAUGAAUGUUCUUCAGAUACUUAUUAAACACUGGUUUGAUUUUACAUAUAAUGAAGUCCAAAAGGGAAAUUUGCUGCUGGAUACUAUAUCCUCUGGUCAUGUUUUUGUGGCCUGUAAACUAAUAAGUCUCAUGAAGAAUUUCAACCAUUGUAAUGAAAAUGGAGAAACGGCAUUACAUUUGGCUUCUUUAGAAAAUUAUUUAUGCGUGGUUGAAAAACUUAUUCAAAAUGGGGCUGAAUGCAACCAAGUAGAUAAAAAGGGACGUUCGCCUCUUCAUUUAGCUGCACAAAAUGGCUGUAUAUCCAUAGUAGAACAUCUGCUUGAAAAUAAUUCUGACAUCAAAAUAGAAGAUAAAUAUGGCAAUUCCCCACUACAUUUAGCGUCGGAAAAUGGACAUGCCUUGAUAGUGAAAAGUUUGCUCGAACACGGUGCUGAUUGCAACGCCGAAAAUAAACAUGGGCUAACUCCACUUUUACUCGCAGCAACUGGUAUAACAGGAAUUUCUUCUGUAGUAGAGACGUUAAUUCUGCACGGAGCCGAUCUUAAUUGCUAUGAUGACGAUGAAAAUUCCCCUUUGUAUUUAGCAGUUGAAGAGGGUCAUAAUACAGUGGUAAAAACACUGAUAAAACACGGUGCAGAUGUAAAUAGUUGUAAUGAAGAUGGUUCGUCUCCACUACAUGCAGUAGUGAGUGAAUACAAGUUUAAACAGCGUGAACUUCUUAUUCUCGAAAACUUAUUAGCAAACGGGGCAGAUUGUAAUAAAUGCAAUGAAAAUUGCCAAACACCAUUAUUCAUUGCUGCUGAAUUAGGAAACACUGUUGGUGUACAGAUGCUCAUUAAUCACGGAGCUGAUGUCAACAUAUGUGAUAAUUAUGGCAAAUCCCCAUUAUUUGUUGCAAUUGAUGAAGGACAUUUUUCUUCUCUACAGAUUCUUAUUGAUCACGGAGCAGAUGUCAACUUGUGUGAUAAAGAUGGAAAAUCUCCAUUACUUAUUGCAACUGGUAUAACAACAAUUCCAGUGAUGCAGAAACUUGCUAGUCAUUGUGAAGAUUGCAACAUAUGUGACAUAAAUAAAAACUACUUUCUAAUUUACACAAUUAAACGAGGUGAAUAUGACAUAAACGCUUUGAAACGUACCUUUGGUGAUGGUUCUGAGGUAAACAUAUGUAACAAUUAUGGAAAAUGCCCAGAAUAUUUAGCAAUUGAACGUGAAGACAGUACCUACAUGCAAAUGCUUAUAGAACAUGGAGCCGACGUAAAUGGAUGUGAUAUUCAUGGCCAAUCCCCUCUUCAUAUUGCAGUUAGUAAUAUCAAAAUCCAAAAUGUGAAAACACUCCUGGAACACGGCGCUGAUAUUAAUAAAUGUGAUAAUUAUGGUAUUUCACCAUUUCAUAUUGCGACGCAAAAAAAUAACAAAUUUGUUAUUAAUAUGUUUUUCAAUCAGGGUGCUGAGAUAAAUAAAACGAAAUGA